AUGGCACAAUCACCACUUGGGAUGAAUGCAAGAAGGCCUUUCUUGCUAAAGUUUUUCUCCACCGGUCGCACAGCCAAGCUUAGAGGAGAGAUAUCCAGCUUCAUCCAGCGAAACAAUGAGACAUUCGCAGAGGCUUGGGAGAGGUUCAAAGGCUACACAAGUCAGUGCCCACACCAUGGAUUCAACAAUGAAUCACUACUCUCCACUCUUUAUAGAGGAUGCUUGCCUAGGUAUAGGGAGAUGCUAGACACAGCUAGCAAUGGGAACUUCCUCAACCAGGAUGUAGAUGAUGGCUGGCAACUUGUGGAGAACAUGGCCAUAUCAACAGAAUGCUAUGGAGAGCAUAUGAAAGUACAGAUUGGAGCUCGACCGCGCACUCGAUCGAGCUGGAGGCUCAGAUGA
Molecule: messenger RNA, 402 nt
Organism: Microthlaspi erraticum
Lineage: Eukaryota; Viridiplantae; Streptophyta; Magnoliopsida; Brassicales; Brassicaceae
Source: the annotation of a GenBank genome assembly